UUUGUCCUGGGUCCAGAGUCUGUGCCCUACCCACGCUGCACACUAGGGACUCCUGCAGGCCCCACAUAAUAUGCGUCUUUUGUUUUCCAACUGCUGAGGACCUUAACCCCCAACUCCCGGCGGCUCCUGAGAUCCCAGAGAAAGCAGGGUCAGCGUGCGAGCUUGGAAAUGCAACUCACACUGGAUUCUGUGGCUUGCAUGCUGCGUGCCCCCUCAGAGGAGCAGGGACCUGUGGCAGCCCCCUUGAUACCAGAAGGCAUGGACAGCAGGGAAGAUGAGCCCAGGAGCUGUGUGGUGUGUGGGGACAGAGCCACAGGCUAUAAUUUCCAUGCCCUGACUUGUGAGGGCUGCAAGGGUUUCUUCAGACGAACAGUCAACAAAAGCACUGGGCCCACCUGUCCCUUCACUGGAAGUUGCGAAGUCAGCAGGGCCCAGAGGCGCCGCUGCCCAGCCUGUAGAUUGCAGAAGUGUCUAGAUGUUGGCAUGAGGAAAGACAUGGUACUGUCACCAGAAGCCCUGGCAUUGCGGCGGGCCAAGCAGGCAUUGCGGCGGGCACAGCAGCCACUGAUGAAGGUGAGGAAGGAGCAGAAUGAGCUGGUCCAGACCUUGCUGGAGGCCCACACCCGCUAUGUAGCCACCAUGUUUGACCAGUUUGUUCAGUUCAAGCCUCCAGCUCACCUCUUUGGCCAUCGUCAGCCUCUUCCCUCCCUGGGCCCUGUGCUACCUCUGCUCACGCACUUUGCAGGUAUUAAAACCUUCAUGCUGCAGCAGAUUAUCAAGUUCACCAAGGCUCUGCCCCUUUUCCGGUCCCUGGCCGUGGAGGACCAGCUCUCCCUUCUGAAAGGAGCAGCAGUGGAAAUGUGUCAAAUUGCACUCAAUACCACUUUCUGUCUGCAGACUCAGAACUUCCUGUGUGGGCCUCUUUGCUAUACGGUAGAAGACGCACUCCAUGCAGGGUUCCAGAAAGAGUUUAUAGAGUGGAUUUUUCAUUUCCAUGGGACGCUGAGACAGCUGCGGCUCCAGGAGCCUGAGUACGUGCUCAUGGCUGCUGUGGCCCUCUUCUCUCCUGACCGGCCCGGAGUUACCCAGAGGGAAGAGGUUGAGCAGCUGCAAGAGAAGAUGGCACUGACUCUGGACAGCUACAUCAAGGAGCAGCGGCAGCAAAGGCCUCAGAAACGGUUUCUUUAUGCAAAGCUGCUAGGCCUGUUGACUGAGCUCCGAAGCAUUAACAACCAAUACUGGUACCAAAUCCAGCGCAUCCAGGGACUGCCUGCUAUGGUGCCUCUGCUCCAGGAGAUCUGCAGCUGAGGCAGGGCUCACUGCCUUCCUCGCCCCACUGGACUGGAAAGGAGAAAUUGCUGAGAUGAGAGAUUGGUGGGGGGGCAAGGGAAAGGGGGCUUAGUGAUUUCAAUGAACAAGUAAAGCCGUAACUGCC
Chinchilla lanigera (long-tailed chinchilla) is the source of this 1435-nucleotide messenger RNA. Its product is annotated as nuclear receptor subfamily 1 group I member 3-like. Gene Ontology annotation, biological process: cell differentiation; negative regulation of transcription by RNA polymerase II; positive regulation of transcription by RNA polymerase II. Bases 169 to 1308 code for a protein of 379 amino acids. Lineage: Eukaryota; Metazoa; Chordata; Mammalia; Rodentia; Chinchillidae. Gene Ontology annotation, molecular function: RNA polymerase II cis-regulatory region sequence-specific DNA binding; zinc ion binding; nuclear receptor activity. The transcript has 9 exons. The record is from RefSeq and is a predicted model, not a curated record.